AUGUCCUUUAACCCAACAAAAUGCUUUGUCAUGAGAGUCACGAGAAAUAGGGAACCUAUAUUUCUUUUAGACUAUUUUGGAAAAGUUCAUAAUUUUAAAGCAGUCGAUAAUCAGCAUUUAUGCGGCUUACCCAGGAUAAACAACAGCCGAUCACAGAGUCAGGAUAAUUCUGAAUUGAAGAAACUGGAAGACCUUGUGCAAGCGGAGACGUCAUAUUUCUUCCUAUAUCUCUCUCUUUCAAGUACCAUCCCCUCUCUGUUCACCUCCAUCAUCUAUGGCUCAUGGUCUGAUCGCGUAGGACGCAAGCCUGUACUCAUACUCUGCUUGUUUGGAGGUCUUAUGCAGUGCGUUUCCGUCGUCCUUGUCGCGGACUAUGAAUUUCCAUACUAUUUGCUAUUCAUCGGAUCAGCCGUCGACGGACUUUGCGGUUCGUUUAGUUGCGUCAUGUUCUCGGGAUUCGCCUAUUUGUCUGAUAUAACAGACAUCAAGAAAAGAGGAGUCCGCAUUGGAAUUCUGGAAUCAGUGAUCUACGUCGGCGCAACUGCAUCAUACUUUAUUAGUGGGAUAUGGGUCAGAGAGUCUGGAGGUUACAAGCAGCCGUUCUGGGGCUGUGCGGGUAUAGCACUAUUCACCGUGCUCUACACCCUUGUAAUUCUCCCAGAGUCUCUCUCCGUUACCCACAGCACCAAGAAACGCAACUCCCCAAGCUGCACGGGAGCCUUUCGCACGGCUGUCACUGUCUUCAACGCGCGCCCGACUCUUUACGUUGGGUCUGCGGCCUUCUUUCUCGUAAUGUUCGGAGUCCUCAACGACAUUCAAGUGAUGUACGUUAAGGCGUCUCCUCUGUGCUGGAGCGAUUCUCUUGUAGGGUACUGGCUGUCAAUAGGAACGGCUGUCAAGGCGAUAGGCUUGGUCGUGGGUACAAAGAUUCUGAGCAUGUUUAUCUCAGAUUCUCUUAUGGUGGUGGUCGGGAUUCUAGCAAAUAUCGCUAGCUAUUUGUUAACUGGUUUCGCCGAGACAACUCUGAUGAUGUUUCUGACCUUGGUACCGCAAAUCCCACAAGGACUCGCCACUGCCUCACUUCGGACAGCUAUGUCCAAGCUUGGGCCACCGGACAAACAGGGUGUGGUGUUCUCUGUAGUCGGGGUGGUUCAGUCCCUAUGCGCCGUACUCGCACCAUUGAUGUAUAACACGGUUUACCCGGUCGGCAGAAGCGAGAUGAACUUCCCUGGGUUUUGUUUUAUCUUGGCGGCGAUAAUUAUGCUUCCUGUUAUUCCCCUCAUGUUGUACAUCCAUUGUAAGAUUAAGCGUGGAGGAAGUUUCACGGAGCUUGUCGUCACCCCCGAGGACGAGUUUGCGAGUGAUACGAGUGAAACGACUCCAAUUAAUAGCGACCAAAAGGGGCCAUGUUAUGGGUAAUGAAAUGGGACAAUGAAUUAGGUGUUCAUUGAACAUCGAAAAGAAAAACAAUUACUUUGAUCAUUGUGGUCAAUUCUUUGGUUGGAAAAUCGGAAACGAUUAUUAUUGGUAUUGAUUGUAAAUAAAUUGUUUGGCACGUUUAAGAAAAAAA
Molecule: messenger RNA, 1570 nt
Organism: Nematostella vectensis (starlet sea anemone)
Lineage: Eukaryota; Metazoa; Cnidaria; Anthozoa; Actiniaria; Edwardsiidae
Product: proton-coupled folate transporter
Exons: 5
Coding region: 1-1419 (472 amino acids)
Biological process (GO): transmembrane transport
Cellular component (GO): membrane
Molecular function (GO): transmembrane transporter activity
Source: RefSeq, a predicted model, not a curated record